AUGACUGCUGUUGCUGCUGCUGUUGUUGCUGUUGCUGCUGCUGCUGCUGUUGCAUUGCAGCGUGCUGCUGUGGUUGCAGAGGUGGUAAAGUAUGAGGAGGCAAAUUCGAGUUAUGCUGGAGCUGGUGAGGAGAAAUGCCAGGAAGUGGAGAGUAUGCUUGAACGAAGCGCGACGAAGCUUUGCUAUGAGGCUCAAGAUGUUCACAGUGAAUUGUUCGUGUUCGAAGCAAUAAGUGGAUCCGAAGAAGACUUUAUCCGUUCCAAUGAUCCAAAGAUGGGCGCAAAUAAACGCGGUGAUAAUGCUGCUUUAAGAGACGACAAGGUAGAGGAAGCAGAAACUUCCCAAGAUGAUUUAGUCGCCCACAGCGCCGUUGCUUACAAAGAGAGGGCAAGAUACAUGUCCUGUGCCUCGGAUCAUCUCAUUGCUCACUCGACGUAUCACGAUAUCUUUGACAAAAUUAUUUCAAGGGACCUCCUCUACUUCGAAUAA
Molecule: messenger RNA, 489 nt
Organism: Sclerotinia sclerotiorum 1980 UF-70
Lineage: Eukaryota; Fungi; Ascomycota; Leotiomycetes; Helotiales; Sclerotiniaceae
Exons: 5
Coding region: 1-489 (162 amino acids)
Source: RefSeq, a predicted model, not a curated record